Messenger RNA from Physella acuta, 2751 nucleotides. Its product is annotated as endoglucanase 4-like. The record is from RefSeq and is a predicted model, not a curated record. Gene Ontology annotation, molecular function: polysaccharide binding; hydrolase activity, hydrolyzing O-glycosyl compounds. Gene Ontology annotation, biological process: carbohydrate metabolic process. NCBI's taxonomy places the organism in Eukaryota, Metazoa, Mollusca, Gastropoda, Physidae.
CAGAUACAGUGUUGAAUUUUUACGUGAUUUGAGUUAGAUAAAAGUUGUUUAAAAGAAGUACCAGGAACUUGUUACAAAACUAGUGAGAUCAUUCCGUUUUGUCAACAACUGCUGCCGGCUGAGUUUCUAUUAACAGUAUGUGGACGUUUGUCUAUGUGUUGGCCGUGUGCUUCCCGCCCCUCUGGGCAGACGUGGGCGUCACCAUCACCAACCACUGGAACGGUGGUUUCCAAGGCGACGCCUGUUUCGACAUCACGGUUGAGCUGCACUCCUGGACGGUGACCUUGACCUUUGACCAAGUGAUCAACUCUCUGGAGGUUUGGACGGCUGACAUCAUCGACACAUCAGCUGAUCAUAAAGUUUACAAGCUACACAACAAGGACUGGAACAAGGAUGAGCACGUCGGUGACAGGCUGUGUAUUCAGUUUCUAGGUCACGGCGAUGGUGACAUCGUCCCCACAGCGACGGCCUCCAUAGAGGGACUCCCAGACGGUGGUACAGGCAUCACUGCAGCCCCCACAGCUUCAACCUCACCAGGUGAAACCCCAGCACCAACACCAGCCCCUACAACAGCUAAACCUUUGCCACCUAUGACUGGAGACGGCGUCACAUCGACGCUGAAGAUCAACUCAGACUGGGGCAACAGAUUUGAUGGAGAAUUUGAUUUUCUCGUCAACGAGGACCUGGCCGGCUGGAUGAUCAACAUCUCAUACAGCAAGCAAGUUACCAAAAUGGACAUUUUUAUCGGUGACGCCAUCUACACCUCUCCUGAUGGUCUCAACUGGGUCGUGGUGGACAAGGGUCAAGAUGGCUACUUCCACGCCGGAAGUCAGCUCAAUCUAAAGUUUUUUGGCAACUAUGAAGGCGGGUCUCCGGCCCCCACGGGUCAAGCCGUGUUGAUCAACAUGGGGAGGGACAAGUGGGUGGUGGACCCAGCGCCUACAACGGACACGACGAAAUACAACUACAACGACGUUCUCAUGAAGUCCAUCAUGUUCUUUGAAACCCAGCGAUCCGGUAAACUGCCGGCAAGUAACCGGAUCCCGUACAGGGGCGACUCCGCUCUGGGGGACAAGGGGGAUGCUGGGGAGGAUCUGACAGGCGGAUGGUAUGAUGCUGGAGACCACGUCAAGUUCAACUUCCCCAUGGCCUACUCUAGCACCAUUCUGGCCUGGGGUUACCUGAUGUACAAGGACGCCUACGAGGCGGCUGGUCAAGCGGAUUAUCUGCUGGACUGUAUCAAGUGGCCGCUGGAUUAUCUGCUGAAGUGUCACACCAAGCCGGACGAGCUUUACGUACAGGUGGGAGACGGCGGUGCUGACCACAGCUACUGGGGACCACCCGAGUUGAUGACCAUGGCCCGCCCCGCCUACAAGAUCACAGCCUCCAAGCCAGGGACUGACGUUGCUAUGGAAACAGCGGCAGCGUUUGCAACAGGAUCCCUGGCCUUCCAGACCAAAGACCCCGCCUACUCGGCCACUCUACUCCAGCACGCCAAACAGCUGUGGGACUUCGCCAACACCAACAGGGGCAUCUACAGUGACUCGGUGCAGGCGGCCGCCGCUUACUACAGGUCCUACAACAUCAGUGACGAGCUGUGCUGGGGAUCCCUGUGGCUGUACCAGGUGACCAACGACAGCAAGUACCUGGACGUGGCCGAGAGAUACUUCGACCCUGAGCCGGCCUGGGGGAUGUCGUGGGAUGACAAGACCAUCGUUAACCAGGUUCUCCUCUACAAGCUGACAAAGAAAGACAUUUACAAAAAGGCCGUGGAGGACUCCUUCAGAUUCUGGUUCCCUGGCGGCUCCAUACCCUACACACCAAAAGGCUUGGCCUACAGACUGCAGUGGGGCUCGCUCAGGUACUCCUCGAACAUGGCAAUGGCGGCGCUAGUGGCGGCUGACGCCGGACUACACGCCACUGAGUACAGGCGCUGGGCCAUGUGUCAAAUCCACUACGCUCUGGGCGAUACGGGCUUCAGCUAUCUCAUUGGACACGGCAGCCAUUUUCCUAAAAGUCCUCAUCACAGAUCGAGCUCCUGUCCCAACAUCCCGGCUCCGUGCGGCCCAUUCGUCAUGUCCAGCAAGGAGCCGAACGUCCACAUCCUGUACGGCGCUCUGGUGGGCGGGCCUGGUCAGUCGGACGAGUACACAGAUGACCGCUCCAACUACGUCAACAACGAGGUGGCCUGUGAUUAUAACGCUGGCUUCCAAACGGCAGUGGCAGCGCUGAAAUCUCUGGUCGUGAGAAAAGAACAUCCUGAGCAGACAGGCAAUGACCACUGUCCCUACACAGCGGCUGGCAACAGUGGUUAGCCAGUAGUAGGCAGACGAUAGAGGAAAAUAUUUCAAACUUCAAGCAGAUCCUCAUCAAUAUCUUUAGCACUCUAACCUUUGUUGUGUUCAAUGUUUUGGAUUGAAUAAACUUGAAAAAUGUUUGAAAUUAUCAGAUAUAAUUGAAACAAGAAAAGAAAAUUUUCAAAGUUAACUGUAGUUGCUUUUUUUUAAUUCUUAGAAUAAACAUUACAACCCUUUCUAUUCCCCCCCCCCCCCCCCCCAAUCUUACUUAUUUUAAAGCUUAACUCAAGAUCGCAGUAGUAAGUUUUAAAAUUAAAUAAUUAUAUUUUCCUAUAUUAAGUCAAUUCUUUUAAAUUGCAUGUCGGAAACAAGACUGUUAGAUUUAGAAAUCACUGCGUACAAAAUAUAUUUUUUUUACAAUGAAUUUAUUGUAAUUAAAAAAAUAUAAAAACAA